Molecule: messenger RNA, 1899 nt
Organism: Culex pipiens pallens (northern house mosquito)
Lineage: Eukaryota; Metazoa; Arthropoda; Insecta; Diptera; Culicidae
Exons: 6
Coding region: 903-1811 (302 amino acids)
Source: RefSeq, a predicted model, not a curated record
UCGAACGAGGUCAGAUCGGUUUUCUGCCGGGGACCGCACACGGGGGUCAUCGCGAAACGGAACAUUAUCGCGCGGAACGGAUUAUCACAGCAAGUGAGGAGCGCACACAUUUUUGCGGUGAUUAUCAGUGAAAUUGUUCGAGAUUUGUAGCCGAGGUGGGAGUUUUUGUGGGGAACGGAUUUCGUCCGAGAAGAGGUGGUCCACGCCGUAAGUUCCGGGUUGUGAACCACACCCUGAAAAAAAGAACAGGCGAAGAAGGAGAAGCAGAGAAGACGGAAUCGGAUCCUCCCGGGGCAGAUUAAUUAUCCUUUUUCCUGGUCAGCUUCCGCCGCCGUGGUGAAAACCGGAGGCGGUGAGGUCAUGCCCGAGAAUUGGUCCUGGGUGUGCUCAAGGGGUUGGCACUGGUGACCACACAGGAGAUUCCGUAACCAUAAUAAAGAGAUUAAGUCCUUUUCCCCUCUUUGAAUCAAGUGCAAUCACUGCACACGUUGCUGCUGUGGUGAGAACGAGUGUGUGUAUGUGGUGAGUUGAAGGAGUGGGGAGGUGAAAGUGGAAUUUAAUUCACUGCCCGUUGUGGACUUCAUUCCAUUGAAAAGAAUCCUCUUACAGGGGAAGAGGAAGUGUUGUUUACAUUGCCAUCCAGUUCAGCAUCCGGUUGAAGGUCACUACGAGUGCGUCAGAUGGGAAGCUAAUUAAAAGUGAGGUUAGGUUAGUGAAUGUGGUGGAGAAAGAGGUGAAGUUAUUAAGUCAUUUCCGUGACGUGAAGAAAAAGUGUUUGUGGUAAUGUAACACACACUGCCACGCAUUGGGAAGUUGUUAGAGUGAAAUAGUUAAGGGAGGGAGGUAAAAGUGAGCAGAAACUAAUUAGGAUUAGCCGUGUCGAAAAGAAGCGCUUUUCAAGCAUGGUUCAGCGGAAGAUACUCCUGUCGUUCAUUUUUACGUUGCAGUACCUCAAGCUGAUCCGGACGCUGCAGCUGACGGAAAUCGUCGUGCCGGAAGUGGUCGAUGUCCGCGAUACGCCCACACUGUCCUGCUCGUACGACAUGGGCACGCACAAGCUCAACUCGGUCAAGUGGUACAAGGACGAGCGGGAAUUCUUCAGGUACUCGCCGAUGAUGGAGCAGAACCAGAUGAUAUUCCCGGUGGAGGGCGUGACCGUGAUGCGGAAGGCGCCGGCCCACCUGUGCGAUCAGUACUCGUGCAGCAUCCAGCUGCAGCAGCUCAACAUCCGGUCGAGCGGCGCCUACCGGUGCGAAAUCUCCGGCGAUGCGCCCGAGUUCAAGUUGGCCCACGGGACGGCCAACAUGAGCGUGGCAGUGUUACCUCAGUACGACCCCAUCAUCAACGGGCUGCAGCAUGCCUACUCCCUGGGGGACUUUGUGGUGGCCAACUGCUCCUCGGACAUGUCCAGCCCGCCGGCCAAGCUGUACUGGUUCAUAAACGAUCGGAUUGUCCCGUCGGACUUUCUCCAGCCCCAGCAGGAGACGACCAUCGACAACGAUGGCUUCACGUUGCGCUACCGGACGCUCGAGAUCCGGUUCCACAUCGACGAGGUGCGGCUGGGGAAGAUCAAGGGCAAGCUGGCGCUAAAGUGUUUGGCGCGGAUCGACGCGAUCCCGCAGGGCACGCGCGAGUCCACCCAGAUCAUCUACAUCCCGAUGACGGACGAGCUGCGGAACCAGAAGCUGAUCAACUGGCGCAGCGGGGGCUCCUCACUGCACCACGGGAAAACCACCCAUCGGCAAACGUACGUAGUCCUUGUUCUAACCGCCGCCCUCUGUCUAGCGUUGGCUUCGUUACACCGCCUGUAAAAGCUCCAAGCCAGUGCUGCCAGCCAGCCAGCCAUCGUUUCGUCGAUCGAACCAGCUGAAAGCAACUACUGGUGAGGAAAACUUUUUA